This is a messenger RNA of Exophiala xenobiotica, 936 nucleotides long. RefSeq lists its product as uncharacterized. The transcript has a single exon. Bases 1 to 936 code for a protein of 311 amino acids. The record is from RefSeq and is a predicted model, not a curated record. Lineage: Eukaryota; Fungi; Ascomycota; Eurotiomycetes; Chaetothyriales; Herpotrichiellaceae.
AUGGCGGCUUCUUUGGGAAAGCGUAUUGUCUUCACAGGAGGAUCUGGUAAGGCCGGGCGGCAUUGCAUUCCCUACCUUCUCCAAAAUGGUCAUCAAGUCCUCAACCUGGAUCUUGUGGACUUUCCAAAGGACCAUCUACCAACUGGAACGUCCGUCUACACGAUGAAGUGCGACCUCACCGACGGCGCUCAAACAUUCAACGCACUGUCCUCGCUAUUUUCCAUGGACGAAUAUGAGCUGCCAAAACAUCCUGGACCACCAGAUGCAGUCAUCCACUUUGCAGCAUACGCACGCAACAUGAUAGUGCCCGACAGCGAGACUUUUCGUGGCAAUGUCAUGAGUACCUAUAACGUCAUCGAGUCUGCCUGCAAACUAGGAGUCAAGAAGAUUGUCAUCGCCAGCAGCGAAACGACAUAUGGAGUCUGCUUCAGUCAAGGAGAUGAUGAUUAUCAUUCUUUUCCGCUUGAAGAGGAUAGCUAUGAUCGCAAUCCGAUGGAUACCUAUGCCUGUUCCAAGUUGACCGGAGAGCGCAUUGCGCGCACAUUUUCCCGGCGAUUUGGAAAUGACAUAUAUGCACUGGUCAUUGGCAAUGUCAUCGAACCCCAUGAAUACGAGCGAGACUUCCCACGACACGUUGGCGAACCGGAGACGCGAAAAAGGAAUGCCUGGAGUUAUAUUGACGCACGGGAUCUUGGGCAGAUAUGCGACUUGUGCGUUGCAAAGUCUGGGUUGGGUUUCCAAGUUUUCAAUGCGACGAAUGAUACCAUCACCACCUCGAUUCCUACGGAGGAAUUCUUGAAGAAGACAUGUCCGAACACACCGAUUACUAGAAAAAUGGGUGAAUGGGAGGCACCGUUGUCGAACAAGAAGAUCCGAGAAGUUCUGGGGUUCAAGGAUGUUCACGACUGGCGGAAAUACUAUACUCAUAAGGGAUGA